This is a messenger RNA of Corticium candelabrum, 663 nucleotides long. RefSeq lists its product as uncharacterized. The record is from RefSeq and is a predicted model, not a curated record. Bases 92 to 550 code for a protein of 152 amino acids. Lineage: Eukaryota; Metazoa; Porifera; Homoscleromorpha; Homosclerophorida; Plakinidae. The transcript has 5 exons.
ACAAGCAAUAUGUAAGAGACCCGCCAGGCUUUCGCUGAUUGGCUGUCUCCUUCCCUGGCAACCUCCCGGAUACCCAUUUAGAGGUAAGAAUAUGACCUCUAAGUCAGCUAGUAGAAUCCAUAAGGAGCUGGAGAUGCUGCACAAGCGCCCCAUUAAGGGUGUUACGAUUCUUCCUGUUCAAGACGACCUUCAUAGUUUGGACACCAUAGUUCAUGGAGCUGAUGAAUCAUUGUAUAAAGGAGGAAGAUUUAAAGUUCAACUGUUGAUUACAGAUCAAUAUCCUUAUGAGCCACCAGAGGUGCGUUUUCUAACUCCUAUAUAUCACCUUAAUGUGUGUCAGAAAACUGGACAAGUGUGCCUGCCAUUUCUCAUGAAAGACAAAUGGAAACCGACAUACACUUUUGAGCACAUCCUUCAAGCUCUUUACUCUUUGCUCAUUAAACCGGAGGAAGGAAAUGCUUUUGAGCAUAGUCUGUUGAAUGAAUUUCAUAACUACAGCCCCAAAUACAACCAAAAAGCAAUGGACUCGGCCUCAAAGGCAAAGGCGUGAAAAGAUUAUCAUAGUUGCAUGAACAGUUGUAAUAGAAAAUCAUGAAAUGUAGCAACUUUUUAUGUUUGGUUUGCUUUACCUAUUGAAAAUUCCAGUUAGGGUCAUCUGUGUAA